This is a messenger RNA of Stegodyphus dumicola, 1039 nucleotides long. Its product is annotated as inverted formin-2-like. Gene Ontology annotation, biological process: actin cytoskeleton organization. Gene Ontology annotation, molecular function: actin binding; small GTPase binding. The record is from RefSeq and is a predicted model, not a curated record. Lineage: Eukaryota; Metazoa; Arthropoda; Arachnida; Araneae; Eresidae.
AAAUUUGUUACUCUCACUAGAGUUUUUUUAAUAUCAGAUCAGCCCAUUUUGGCCUGUGUUGAUCUAAAGGUUUAUUGAAGUGAAGUUUUUUAGUAAAUGAACAGUGAAAGAUAAAGUGUUCAGGGUCUCCCAACUCCCGCCAAGAACAAAGCUCAGUCGUAGGUAGUCCAAAUCGAAAUAGAUAUGUAUUAAAAGGUCCAUGACCAGUGAAAAAUUGAGUAUAAAAAAUUCGAUGUGCUUCUUUGACUGAGUGAAACUUUUGGAAAGAAAGAGAAGACUCGUCUUCCUGUGGAGUCGUGAAAUCGUUACCAAAGGGAUCAAAACCUCUAUAGAAGACGUGGGUCUGGAUACUGGAGGAUUACCACAAUGGCAGACGAUCGCUUCCUUUUGCGAUGUGCAAGACGCCGUAGAUCACUAACAGCACAACAGCUGGAGUCACAUCUCUCUGCUGCAGCAAGAUGGCCCAUAUCCUACCAGACUGUGUCACGACGACUACAUGAAGGUGAACCGUACGCCCGACGACCUGUGGUUUGUGUUCCUUUUUCACCAUCGCAUGUCACAGCGCGGUUGAACUGGGCCCGUGAACAUCGCACUUGGACACUAGAGCAGUGGGACCAUAUACUCUUUACAGAGAGAAUACUGAAAUCUUCAACCGCCAUUCCAAAUGGGGAAGAUACCUGCGACGACAAAAAUUCGACAUCUUCCAUCAGCAAUCGAUGGAAUGCUUUUCGCGAUGCUUUUCGGAAGUCCAGCACACACCGCAAUCCUGGCGAGCUGGUCAGCGAACUUCGAACCCCUUCACCCACUUUAUACGCCGAGUUACGGAAGCACUUAAAGGACCCGGACUGGGCUUUGGCUUUCGUAAAAGAGAACGGAGUCGAAACUUUGUUAGACACGCUAAAAUCUCUGCAAGGAAGAAACUCAGAAGAAGUGGAACUGAAAUUACAGUGCGAACAGUGCUUACAGCUGGUCAUGGAUUCCAGAGUAGGUCUAGACUUUAUUAUGGAAAAUGCUGAUUAUACUCAGAAAUUAGCUACAG